This is a messenger RNA of Dovyalis caffra, 2250 nucleotides long. The record is from the annotation of a GenBank genome assembly. Lineage: Eukaryota; Viridiplantae; Streptophyta; Magnoliopsida; Malpighiales; Salicaceae.
AUGUCCUCAAAAUUCAAUUCGUCCCAAUCUCCCUCACUCUCCCUGCCAAUCCCGCAAAAUUGCAACGACGACGACGAUUUCCAAAUCCCUCUAUCCCAAACACCUAAACAGACUAUUUCCUCCCACAAAAAACCUUUUAAACCCUCGAACAAUCCUCGCCUUCCAUCAAAAAAGCCAAAGAAAUCCACCAAUCCCGGCAAAGAAAAUAUAGAUCCCAACUUUCUAUUACCAUAUCAGAAAACUGAAUCCGGUGCCGGUGAUUUCAAUUUGGACGAGAAUUGCAGCUUGGAUUUUAUAGAGUCAAGCAUCGAUUGCACUACUUCUAAAGUUGGGAACGAGGAAUUUGAUAGCGAGAGUGGUAAAAAGGAAAAAUUGGAAGUGAAUGGAGGAUAUUUGUGUAAUUCGAUUGAGGCUAGGUUGUUGAAAUCAAGAGUGGAUUAUUGUGGAGUUAAUGUUGGUAAUGAAGAGGAUUUCGAACAAAAUAGCGAGCUUGACGUCUUAAUUAAGUUAUGUACUGAGGAUGAAAGUGAAAUGAGAGAGGAAGUUAAGGUUAAUUGUAAUGGUAAUGAAGGUUCUUUGGUCUUGUGUCCGCUUUGUGGGAUCGAUAUUUCGAAUUUGAGCGAGGAAUGUCGAUUAUUUCAUACUAAUGAGUGUCUUGAUAAAGAAGAAAAUAAUGUUCCAGAUGUAUUUGUUGCUGGUGGUGAUGGGGAACCAGAGGUUGUGCCACGAGGUGUGGAUGGUCCUGUUUGUUGUCCGAAGAAAGUUGUUGAUGUGUCACCUGUUAUCAAAUGGCUGAGGAAUCUGGGUUUAGAGAGAUAUGAAGAGGUUUUUGUUCGAGAAGAGAUCGAUUGGGACACUUUACAGUGGUUGACAGAAGAGGACCUCUUUGGCAUUGGUGUCACUGCACUUGGUCCUAGGAAGAAAAUUGGGCAUGCUCUUAGUGAGUUUAGAAAAGGGUCUAAUCUUGCAGUCGAGCCACAUGGAGAUGCACAUGCCUCCGGAGAAGCUGGAUCUCGGAGAAGCCAUGGCGCAGAAAUGCAAGUAGAGGCUUCUAAAACUAUUGGGGAUGACACUAGUAAUUUAACUGAAAACAAAUUGAUUACGGAUUAUUUCCCUGGAUCUGUUACUGUUAAGAAAAAAACUUGUGCUGUCUCUAGAGAACAACGGGGAGCAGAAAGAAAUCAGCCAGACUAUGUUCAUAAACGCGGGUUGAAAAACCCUACUAAAAGGGGAAAGCUCAAAGAUAUUCCCUUGUGGUGCAGCAUACCAGGGACACCAUUUCGAGUGGAUGCGUUCAAAUAUCUUAGAGGAGAUUGUUCCCAUUGGUUUCUUACUCACUUCCACAUGGACCAUUAUCAAGGAUUAACAAGGUCCUUCUGUCAUGGGAAGAUUUACUGUUCCUUGAUCACAGCAAAGCUUGUAAAUUUGAAGAUUGGGAUCCCUUGGAAUAGUUUACAUGUUUUACCUCUCAACAAAAAGAUCAGUAUUGCUGGUGUUGAUGUGACGUGCUUGGAUGCAAACCACUGCCCAGGUUCCAUUAUAAUUCUCUUCGAACCUCCCAAUGGUAAGGCUGUGCUACACACAGGAGAUUUUCGUUUUUGUGAGAAGCUGGUUACAAUGCCUGUUUUGCAAAUGUCUUCUAUCCAUACCCUCAUCCUUGAUACUACAUAUUGUAAUGCCCAGUAUGACUUUCCAAAGCAGGAGGCUGUAAUACAAUUUGUCAUUGAGGCCAUUCAAGCUGAAGCUUUCAACCCCAAAACACUUUUUUUGAUUGGAAGCUAUACAAUUGGAAAGGAAAGGUUGUUUUUGGAGGUUGCUCGUGUGCUCCAUAAGAAGGUUUAUGUUAAUGCAGCAAAAUUCCGUCUUUUAGAAUGCUUGGGGUUCCCUGAAGAAGAUAUAAGGUGGAUUACUUUAAACGAACAAGAAAGCCAAAUUCAUGUUGUGCCAAUGUGGACGCUUGCAAGCUUCAAAAGAUUGAAACAUAUAUCUAGUCACUAUGCGGGUCGAUUCAGUCUUAUAGUUGCUUUCUCCCCCACUGGUUGGACAUUUGGUAAAGGGAAGAAGAAAUCUCCAGGGAGAAGGUGGCAGCAGGGAACUAUUAUAAGGUAUGAAGUACCAUACAGUGAGCAUUGCAGUUUUACAGAACUUAAAGAGUUUGUGAAGUUUGUGUCUCCUGAAAAAAUAAUACCGAGUGUAAAUAAUGAUGGACCAGAUUCUGCCAAUAAUAUGGUUUCCCUCCUCCUGUCUUGA